Molecule: messenger RNA, 1023 nt
Organism: Didymodactylos carnosus
Lineage: Eukaryota; Metazoa; Rotifera; Eurotatoria; Philodinida; Philodinidae
Source: the annotation of a GenBank genome assembly
AUGUUUUUCAAAAAUAAACCCGUUACAAGUUAUUUAAUUGGCUCUAUUAUUGGUAUUAUUUUAUGUACUAUUGGUCUUAUAUUACAUUUGAUCGCUUAUUUUACUCCACAUUGGAAAGAAGUAAUACCAAAUUCGAAUGCGUUAUAUGUUGAUGGUAUUGAUGCUUUAAUUCGCACAGAAGUAUUGCAUUAUUUUAACGCUGUUCAUCGUUAUACAAAACAUUCCUAUGGCUUAUUUCGACGUUGUGAACGUCUAUUGAAUAGUACAAAUACAACUCCUAAUAUAUUAAAAGAACAUCAAAAUCAAUUAUGUACAAAAAAUUAUUUACCAUCUUAUGAAGAUGUUGAUUUUAAUGAAUGUCAUAGUUUACAAUAUUAUCGAUUUUGUACGAAAAAAAAUGAAAAAAUAUUUGAUAUCCAAAAUCAUUAUCUAUUACAAACGUUUGCCAUUGAUCAAACAUAUUUCAAGGAAAAUCAUCAAAAUUCAUUAUCAUCAUGUGAUUGUAAAUAUCCUACAUAUGUGCCAGUAUGCCAAUAUUUUUGUGGUUUUGGUGUAAUAUUUAUUGUAUUAACUAUUAUUCUCUACGCUUGGCUUCCUUUAACUGAUGAUAAAAAAAUACGUGUUCGAAUAAAAUUUAUUGGUGUCAUAUCAUCUUUACUUUCAAUAGUUUUUCUUAUGUCAAAUUUAAUUAUAAUGAAUAAUUAUUUGAGAUUUGAAUCAUUAGAAUAUUUAGUGGCCAUUGAAAGACAUUAUCGAACAAAUCAAAUAUAUAAAUUGAGUGAAGAUACGAGAAUAGCCGUGAACAGAUUUGAGUCAUAUGUUAUCAUUAAAACUGGUUAUUCAAUGGGACUAGAAUGGAUAGCAUUUUUUCUAACGAUUAUUAGUGCGAUUAUCCUACUAGGUACUUGUAAUAUGUCAGCUCAUAAAGAAAAAGAUAAAAAUACAAAACAUUCUUUACGUGAAUCCACAUCGUUAAAUAGACGAGAGUCAAUCAUUGCUUCUCAUCAUUCAGUUUAUGUGUAA